UGUGACGCACUCAUUUUUGGUGACGGAACUGUCUGUGAAUCCAGCCAUCAUUUAUAGGAGACAUUAGGCGGAACAUAUUGAUGUCUAUGGCGGGUAAAACCCAUAGACAGUAAAAGAAAGUCAUCAUGUCUUACAGAAUGAUAGACAGCAGUCACUCCCAGCCGAGGGACUUCAACAACCUCACUCAAACAUGCAGCUCAAAUAUCCAGAAAAUCACGCAGAACACUGGCCAAAUCAAGAGCAUGCUGUUCCAACUCGUUACCAGACCAGACACACCAGAACUUCAGGACAGACUCCAGCAAAUGCAGCACUACACAAACCAGUUAGCAAAAGAGACCAACAGACAUCUGAAAGACCUGGGCUCUUUACCACAGCCACAGUCUCCGUCAGAACAGCGACAGCAGAAGAUUCAGAAAGACCGUCUGAUGAAUGACUUCUCAGCUGCCCUCAACAACUUCCAAGUGGUCCAGCGGCGAGCCGCGGAGAGGGAGCGUGAAUCAGUGGCGCGGGCUCGAGCUGGCUCCAGACUCCAGGUUGAUGAGCUCAGUCAAGAUGAACAGCUUGUGACAUUUGAAAAAAAUGAAGGGUGGAAGAUGCAGACAGAAGAGGAGCCUUUCACCGAAGAGGACAUUGAGCUUAUUAAAGAGAGAGAGACAAAUAUCCGUCAGCUGGAGUCAGACAUUAUGGAUGUGAAUCAGAUCUUCAAGGACCUUGCAGUUAUGAUCCAUGACCAGGGUGACAUGAUAGAUAGCAUUGAAGCCAAUGUGGAGAGUGCAGAGGUACAUGUGGAGAGAGGAGCUGAACAACUCCAGCAGGCGGCUUAUCAUCAGAGAAAAUCCCGCAAAAGGAUGUGUAUUCUGGCUCUUGUCCUGUCGCUAGUGGCGGCCACCUUUGCUAUAAUUAUUUGGCAAGCAAUAAGAUAAGAUGAGCGCAGAACCUUACAGAACUACAGGAUCCUACUUCAGUGUUGAUUGGAUGAUGUGUGUGUGUUUAUUGUGUUUGCAUGUCUAAACACAUAUUCGUGGGGAAAAAAAACAAACAAAAAAAAUUAUUUUCUGUAGGAAUGGCUUGUAAUAUUGUGAUGUGAACCUAAAGUCUCUUAAACAUUUGGAACCAUACCUCAUAUCUACUGUAAGACUUUUAUCAAACAUCACAUCUCCUCAAAUCUCAGCUCAAACAUGGCUCACAGAGACAUGGUGUAUUUUAUUUAUAAUGGUGUAUUUUAUUCAUUUAUUAUUUAUAAUAUGGAUCAGAUCCCAAUAUUAGGAGCCAUUCCUGCAGAAAUACAGGUCAUUUUAAAGUAUUUUCACAGUAUCUGCACAUUUGUGUCAAAUAAACAUUGCUAGUAAGAGAAUAGUUUCCUCUAUUAAAAUGUUUGUCCAUGAAAUAUCUGGAUCAUAUACAGUACACCAUUAAUCAUAAUAAGUAUUACGUUUGCAACCACUUGCAUGAAUGUAAUUCCUUUUAAAAUUAGCAUUUUGUUGCUGCAGGUCUUGAUUCUCUCUUCUUUUUUUUCAACUGAAAUUAUGCAAAAUAAUAAUAAUACAUAGUAUAUUCUAAAAAAAUAUAUAUAUUUCUCAAAAUGAUUUCAAACAUUUUAAUGUUGUGUAUGUUUUGAUGCAGUGCUUUGAUUCUCAGAAGUAAAUGUAUUUCUUAAUAGUACAUAAUAAACAUGAAUUAAGUUUUAUUAAAUUGUUCUAUACUUA
Molecule: messenger RNA, 1706 nt
Organism: Carassius carassius (crucian carp)
Lineage: Eukaryota; Metazoa; Chordata; Actinopteri; Cypriniformes; Cyprinidae
Product: syntaxin-12-like
Exons: 10
Coding region: 126-923 (265 amino acids)
Biological process (GO): vesicle fusion; intracellular protein transport; vesicle-mediated transport
Cellular component (GO): synaptic vesicle membrane; SNARE complex; postsynaptic recycling endosome
Molecular function (GO): SNARE binding; SNAP receptor activity
Source: RefSeq, a predicted model, not a curated record